UCGACCAUGGGUUAAGAGCAAUAAUUCGGGGGCAUUUGGCUAAGGACAUAUGAAGGAAAUCCGCCUUUCACAAUAAUAUUAUGGCUCUGUUAUUGUUAUCCACAUUAUCAAGGCGAGAGCCCUUACUCGCAUCUUUCGUAAAACGUUUCCAAAGUCCCCGCAUCAUAACUAAAAGUAGAAGAUUAGGUUGUGUUGGCUUCGUCAAAGAGAAGUCAUACCAGGCAUCUCAAGUAUCUGAAAAUGAUCUUUUCUCCCAUAUUCAUCCUAGUAAGCUGGCUUCAAAGGAAAAAUACUCUUUAGCAGGCGUAAGAUAUCUGGCAGGUUCUAAUGACAAGGGUUUCCCAAAGUUCCUUGGAGUUCCUCGAAAAGAUUUACCUCAUGCUUUACAAGUGGAGCACGCUGACAAGUUCUCCAUAUCAGAAUGGGCUCAAAAUUGCCGACACCUGUUGGAUAAUGAACUAUCAAAGUAUGGUGCAAUAUUAUUUCGAGGCCUUCCCUUGAGCAAAGGAGAACAGUUCUCAGUUUUUACAAAUGCCAUAGGAUAUUCUCCAAUGGGAUACGAGGGAGGUGCAGUGGAUAGGCCAGUCUUUGAUAAAAAGGCUUUUACUUUCGUAUCCACUUCGGAAAAUAAGGACUUGAACAUCGAACCUCACAGCGAUAUGGCAUAUUCUGCAGUUUAUCCUAAUAAGAUCAUAUUUUAUUGUGACAUGGCACCUGCACCAGGUUGUCGGGGUUUGACGCCUAUAAGCAGUAACAUCGAGAUUCUACAAAAGCUUGACACAAAGGUGGUGCAGAAAUUCGAAGAAAAGCAGGUCCGUUACAUGCGAACCUUACCAAGUGGCGAAGGAUAUCUCCCCUGGCAGGUCACAUUUGGUACUGACAACCGUAAGAAGGUUGAAAAGUAUCUGGAAACAAACGGCUUUUAUUACGAAUGGAACAAAGAUGACGACAGCCUUUUCUACUGGCUUACACUACCACCAACUAAGUACCAUCCAAUCACCGGAGAAAAAGUAUGGUUCAAUCAAAUAGAAUCCCACCAUUCUUCCUAUUUCAAGUCUUCACCAAUGAUGAAGGGUAUGCAUUUUGAGAGCGACACGCAAUGUCCUUUACAUACUUCUUAUGGCGACGGCAAGGAGAUCGAACCAGAAGUAAUCCAGCACAUCAGGAAGAUAAGUUGGGAAUGUACAGUAGGAUUCCCAUGGAGAAAUGGGGACGUGUUAGUUCUUGACAAUGUUAAAUGUAGGCAUUCUAGACUUAGCUUUACCGGUGAACGUAGAAUACUGGUUUUUAUGUCUCCUGAAUAGAAUAUGGUUGGGAUUGAUUUGAUUCGUAUUUUGAUAUGAUUUAUCUUCAAAUCCUAAAAAUAUUUCAGGUUUAAUUAUAUCCAUUUUGUAAUCACUACUAAAUCCUGCAAUCUCAUUGCUUAAAAAUGAUGCUAUUUUAAACUAAUUUUUAAUUCUAAUUUGUAAUACUUAGAGUGAAGGCAUUUGACCCGUGAAAUAAAAAUUAUUAGUCAACGUGUAAUAGUCAAAUAGACACAAAAGAAAACAAUGGAAUUAGGGUCUACUAAAGUGUAUUAGUCUAAUAUCUAUUGCACGGGUUUAAUAACUUCACUCUAAAAGCAUUAAUAAUAUACAUUUAAAAAAAUUCCCGAUUCCGAUUGGCUAAGAGCAGUAUGCAGUUUUAAGUAUACAAAGUCAGAAAAAAGGAAAUUCAGUGCAGAAAAAACUCGUGGGUUUUCUAAGAGCUUAAAUUGCACUCGCUUCCAGAUGAGCGGUGAACGCCACGAGUGGACAAAAUGACCGGCCCUAAGCAUUUUUGGAGCUUGAAAGAACGAAGCAAACGUAGCAGUAAAGUGAAAUUGUUUCUAUUCUUUCUUUACAUAUUUCUGCUUCUUGUAGACACGUAUGUUAUAUUUUAGCCGAAAGAAGACAGAAAAAUAAGCAAAAGUUGCGUUACAGUAGUCUGGGAAUGAGGGCCGGCAUCAAGGCAGCUAAACGCGCUUUGAUUGGCUGAAACAAAAAUCGCCGCUCAGCUGGCAACGGCUCGUGCAAUUUUGAACUCUUUGAAAGCCCACGCGUUCGAAUUUAUGCCAAAUUGCACUCAAAACCAUACGAUUUCCUAUACUAAUUAAAUAGUAUCUAUCGUUUUGAAAACGAAAAAAACAUGAAUUGGCAGAGCAAAUUUACAGCAAAAAUCAUACAAAUAUUAUUUGACUUGACUUGCCUCUUUUGUGUGAAGCGAUUUUCUUUUAUUGUGCAGGCACACUGACCGGGGCCACGUAAAGAAAGUUAAACCAGAAAGUCAGUUAAUCUCAAGGGGAAGCAAAAGGAUGAAAAAGUCAAACUUGAACCAAUCAGGAACAAGCAACGAAGCCUAGAUAUCUGAGGAAUAAAACUUGAACGUUAUCAACAACAGUGUGGGAAUGAUUGCCUGAGGGCAAUAUGAUACUGAUUCUGCUCUCUCCUGAUUGGCUAAUUUUUAUUUUAUUAUUAAUUUUGUUCAAUGGUUACGGUUAGUGUGCAUACACAAUAAAAUAAAAUAAAUUUUAAAAAAACAAAGAAAAAAACAACAAAAAAACAAAAACAAAAAUAAGUAGAGCAGAGCAGAGCAAGAUAAAGUAAAACAAAAACCAAACAAACCUACACAAUUUGGUAGGGUGACUAGAAUUACACAAAGUACUUUUUAUCUACGCCCUUUCUAGAAUAAUAAUAUAGGUGGUAGAGAGCAAACGAUUAAUCCAUGAAACACUAAUAACUAAAUAGUACAAAAUAGUGCUAAUUAAACAAUAGAAAAC
Messenger RNA from Actinia tenebrosa (Australian red waratah sea anemone), 2797 nucleotides. RefSeq lists its product as uncharacterized. Gene Ontology annotation, molecular function: oxidoreductase activity. The record is from RefSeq and is a predicted model, not a curated record. NCBI's taxonomy places the organism in Eukaryota, Metazoa, Cnidaria, Anthozoa, Actiniaria, Actiniidae.